AUGGGUGUUGACCCUCUGUCCCCAAUUGCGCCCGUGCGCCUCAGGGCGCUCCUCCUUCCCAUCGGCAAGAUCAAGCGCUCGCGCUUUUUGAGCUUCGCUGCCCGACUACAAGCUGAAAAUGUAGUUCGACUAGGGGAUAUAAGUCCCGAUGUGCGACCGAACAGAAACAUGUUCUCGCCGCUGGCAUUUCCUACUGGGUUGAUUCUUUAUGACCUUUCUUUCUCGGUCCCCCCAACCUCUCACCUCGAGCUAUUUCCCUUUGAACUAUACAGGGAACCAUUGGUGAUUAUUGCAAUCGCAGAUGGGUCUGAACUACCCGAAAGCACUGGCGACGAGCAGAAGCACCCCACUCCCGAGGGGCUGGAUCAAUUAUUGGAAGAGCUCAAUGAGGUGAGGGAUAGGAACCCGCGCGCAUUGGUAAACCAACUCCUGGUUUUUGAUCACCAUGGCUUGGAUAAGAUCACGAAUGGACCGGACAAUGUUCUUUGGGUCCCUCCGCCCCAGGUCUCCAAGGCCACGACAAUGAAAACAGUUCUAUGCGAUAUUACAUCUGUGUUACUCUCCGAAUUGGAUGGAUUUGCAAAGACCAUCCAAACCAUACCGUCAAUCGAGUCUCCUAAAGCAUCUUCAUGGGGCCCGCACCGGAACCCAGAACUACGGCCACGGCCCGUAGACCGACUUUUAAAUCGUAUGACUCUGCCCGCACAGCUACCAUCGAUUCCAUACGAUACAAGGUAUGGUGCCCCAUUGAGCUCGAACGCCGGCUCCCCAGGCCCCAGCGAUUAUGAGACUCCUACAACCUUUGACGAGAUCACUCGGGCAAUUCACUUAUCCAGUCGUACGAACUCGCGCAGCAGAGCACCUUCAACAACAUCUACGAAGGAGCAUAGCCGCGAUCGGAUGUCUGUCAGUGCCAUGACUGCUACUGACAGAACUAAAAACCGGAUCAAGGGUCGUGCCGGGGUGAUCAUUGGAACUCUUUUCCUGCAGGCGGGAAGGUGGCCCGAUGCUCUCAAGGAAUUGACCGAAGCAGUGAAUAAUGCCCGAGCAAGCAGCGACUACAUCUGGCACGCUAAAGCGCUGGAAACAAUUCUUCUUUGCUUGUUGAUGUUUGGGUGGGCAGGCAUGGACUUUCAGAUUCCAUCAGCAUUGUAUCCUGUUGCGGAUAAGUCUUCCAAACCUUCCCGCGACUCAACGACCCCUAGUAGCGCUGGGAAUAGGAUUAUCUCUCUAUGCAACUUGGCCAAUCUCCUGCCAGAUCUUUCAAACAACAUCCUAAAUCUUUAUACCCGCGCCGCCAAUAUUACAGAUGAGCCUCUUCCGCAGCUGGUUUUCUCGGAGACAGUCAUUCGAUUAGCGCGACUGAUGGUUUCAGCUCGCGUUCGCGAUGGAGCUUUGGAUGACAAUGCUUUGAAACACAUCGUGAUGAAUGAACACUUGGUUCCAUUGGUACAGCUGGAGCUUCCUCGGGGGACUGUUUUGCUCCGAAAAUCCGAAAUAGCUAAUUUCUUAUACCGGGCUCUGCCUCUUUCCCCUGGUGCGGACCUACCUGCAACGGAUGCUGUUCCCAUCAUCGUGGGUGUUGCUGCUGUUCUUGACAUUCUGGAUCUGCCUAGAAAGAAAGCUUUUAUUAUGCGUGAGCUUCUAUCGGUAAUGGUGCCAAGUCUAGUGAAAGCACGCAAAAUUGGUGCCGCGGAAGUGGGCAUCCAUCCUGCCGCCGGGUUGGCAUCUCUCAGCGGCACCGCAUUUGAUAUCAAUUCCCUGGACGCAGGGCCCGGAAACAUGGAGUCAAGUGUGCGUCUCCUUCUUUCGACCAUUGGAGAAAUAUACGGUGUUCAACCUUCAUCGUUCUACGAAUGGGAGAAGAGACAAAGAAAAUCGUCUGUUGUGAGCAGGCUUCAGGAAAGCGCUGAAUAUGACUCGGUUGCUAGUAUUGCCGAGCGGGCAUUCCGACAUGUAGUUCUUGAUCGUUACGGUGAUCUGAACUUGAAAAUUGAUGUCUUGAAAGCAUGCAUUAACUGCUGCGAAGCCCUUCCGGACUUUAAUGGAGUCCUCCGUUUCACUGUCGAGCUUUUACAGACUAUUCGGGGAGAUAUGAUGCUGGGUGGAGCGUACAGGUCCCCACCGUAUCUACCCCAAGACGAACAAGUUCGUCUUUUGAACAACAUUAAGCGCACAGUGAAUGCAGGCACCAGACUAGGAGUUUCCGAUAUGGCUGCAGAGUACUGGGAUGACUUCCUAGUACGUGAUGUCCAGUUAUUGUCCCUGGCAGAUCCAAAAAAGCCUGUUCGGCGGUCGAAAUCGGAAUUGGAUGCGGUUACCACAAGUUUGGACAAGGUGAAAAAAGAUCCGUUCUUGUACAACCCCUUUGCAAAGCCUACGAGUAAAGCAUUAGAAAUGCUCACUGUUGCUGAUGAACCUGCGCCGUUCCAAGUUACUCUGCAAAAUCCAUACGAAUUUGAGAUCGAGAUUGAACAUCUGCGCUUAGAGGGCAGCGGUGUAUCUUUUGAUGCAGUGGCAGAGAAUUUUGUCAUAGCUCCCCUCUCUGUGCAGGAUGUUACUGUUUUUGGUGUUGCCCAUGGAAAAGGCAGCCUUCAGAUCACGGGAUGUAUCGUGAAAGUACGGUACUGUCGAACGCGAAGAUUCCCCAUCUUCAAGACAUUUUGGAAACCUGAGCCUGAGGUCAAGUUUAAGCGCACAGGCCUGGGGGCAAAGAAGCCUCUUACCGAGCGUCCGCUUUCCUGGAGCUCAACGACCUCCAAGGAUGGCAAGGUUGAUGCCAAAAAAGGUCCCGAAACAUCAAUAUAUGAAGUCAAAGUCAUCGCCAAACAACCCUCAGUUGUCAUCGAAUCCAUGUCUUUAUCGCAAUCGGCGAUGAUGGUCCUUGAAGGGGAAGUUAAAACCUUCACCAUUACACUUCGAAAUGCCUCUUCGUGCCCCGUGGACUUUGUUCUAUUUACCUUUCAAGAUUCAACCACCAAACAGCUACAGUCUGCACUGGACAAUAGAGAUCUAUUGCCGGUCGAGAUAUACGAGCUGGAGCUCAAAUUAGUAACCAAGCCCGCUUUGCGAUGGCGCCGUGAGGGCGGGGACCCUGGUGACUGUUCGAUUGCGGCACACCAGAAGGCAAGCUUUACAGUUGACGUUCUCGGAAAGCCUGGGUUGCAGGACACAACAGUCCAGAUCGACUACUCCUGCAUUGGGGCAGCCCCAGGUGAAUUGCCUGAUAUUUUCUAUACCCGACAAUUGUUUGUGCCGUUGACAGUCACGGUCAAUGCGAGCGUGGAGGUCGCCCGCUGCGACAUUCUUCCGUUCAGCGGUGACUUCGCCUGGAAAAACCAGAUCAAACCACCUGUUGACCCAAUAGAAAAGCUGGAUAUGCUCUCCGCUACUUACAAUGACCCCUUCUCGCAAGUCCUUGGGCGUCUCGGCAAUGGAGCUUAUGGACCUGAUCACUGUGUCGUAUUGCUUGACCUGCGCAAUGCCUGGCCGAGUCCUCUGUCGGUGUGGCUGCGCGUAAGUGAGCAAGUAACAGCAACUAUCCCGCUGGAUGCGACACCAUCGGAUGAUCUUGAAGGUAAGUACUCUGUCGACGGAGACCUCCAACCCGGGCAGGUUUGUCGGUUUGUUCUGGUCUUGCCUCGCGUCUACGUAGACAAUCCUCUUGCCUCCAUCCCCGUCAUCAACACCGGCAUUCGAAGACAAUUUGUCGUCAGCGCCAAUAAAGUAUCCUUCGAAGCCGAGGCGGCCUCGCGUGAGGCCUUCUGGUUCCGGGAAGAGCUCCUCAAGAGAGUCCUCGGAGGCUGGAAGGAACCCACCACAGGUCGCGAGGGAUCUAUUGACCUUCGAAAUGUCCGACUGAACAACCGUAUGAUCGAAUCCAUGCGCCUCGAAGACAUCGAUGUGAAAUUCUCUCUGACCUCGCCAUCAUCUUCACCUGAGACCUCCGACGCUGUCAAACAAAUGGGCCGCUCACGCUUCUGCGUCAAGACAGACGACCUCCUCACCUUAAACGUCACCAUUCACAACCGCUCCUCCCGCCCCAUUCAUCCCCUCCUCCGUCUUCAACCCAGUCUCUGCCACCAACCAAACAACAUCGCCCUAGAUCUAACCCGUCGUCUCGUGUGGACCGGGAUGCUGCAACAAGCACUCCCCGUCCUGGCCAGCGGCGAGUCCACCAACGCCUCCAUUGGUGUCACGGCCCUUUGCCGCGGUGAAUACGAAUUCGGCGCAAGCGUCGAGGAAGCCCGACUCCUACGUCCGUCUUUCGACGAUGACGGUGAUUCCGCUGCUCGCUACAACGAUGAUGGUAGCAUGGAUACCUUCGGUGCGGAUGUCGUACGACGACGACGCAUUUGGCAUGCGAAGGAGCUGUGUAUUAUCCAUGCGAGUGACUCAUGA
Molecule: messenger RNA, 4401 nt
Organism: Penicillium digitatum Pd1
Lineage: Eukaryota; Fungi; Ascomycota; Eurotiomycetes; Eurotiales; Aspergillaceae
Product: TRAPPII-specific subunit TRS120
Cellular component (GO): trans-Golgi network
Source: RefSeq, a predicted model, not a curated record